Messenger RNA from Entrophospora sp. SA101, 699 nucleotides. The record is from the annotation of a GenBank genome assembly. NCBI's taxonomy places the organism in Eukaryota, Fungi, Glomeromycota, Glomeromycetes, Entrophosporales, Entrophosporaceae.
AUGUUUAAAAAAGUUAUGACUAGACAUAGUAUUGGAAUGCAAGUAAUGGAUCAUAUUGCAGAUUUGAAAAAUUUGACGUGGUUUAAGGAUGCCAGCUUUCCUGGUGAAUUUGCAAAAACAAUCAUAUAUGCUGAACCUAAAUCAUCAAAAUUAAUAAAUAAUAAUAAAUUAAAGAAGAGUAGUAAGGGUAGUGAUGAUGAAAAAUCAAUAUCACCUACUACUAUUGCAUCAGUUGGUAUAGAAAAUUCACCAAAAUCAUCGUCAUCAUUAGAUCAAAGUAAUAAUAACUAUAUUCCAAUUGAAAUUGUUUUAUUUAAACCUCUAUUAUUGAUGAAUAUUUCUGGCAAAUGUAUAGCAAAAGCAGUAAAGCAUUUUGGAAUGUCACCAUCAAAUAUAAUAGUAAUUCAUGAUGAUAUGGAACGUGAACUUGGGAAAAUUAGUUUAAAAUUUGGUGGAAUGGACAUAAUGGAAUUAAAUCAGUCAUUCGAUGUCUUCAGACUGAGAUUAAGAGUAGGUAUAGGCAGACCUAAAACAUAUGAUGAUGACAGAGAUCCAGAAAAUGUACAAAAAUAUGUUCUGGGAUGUUUGACACUUGAAGAAACAAAAAUUUUUAAAAAUGAAAUAUUUUCAAAAUGUCAUGAUACAUUAAUUGAAUGUAGUAUGGAUGAUAAUAUAAUAAAAAGGAAUUUGAAUAGAUAA